Molecule: messenger RNA, 1166 nt
Organism: Micropterus dolomieu (smallmouth bass)
Lineage: Eukaryota; Metazoa; Chordata; Actinopteri; Centrarchiformes; Centrarchidae
Gene: tmem254
Product: transmembrane protein 254
Exons: 4
Coding region: 82-453 (123 amino acids)
Source: RefSeq, a predicted model, not a curated record
UGCCAUGCGGUCCCUUCAGUUUUCCUCUCGUCGCUGACGGUCACAUUUCACAGCGGGACCAACGCAGAACAGCAGGCUAAAAUGGCUAAAAGUGAUGGAUGCGAUUACUUUAGAAGAACCAGCCUGUUUUGGAUUGUCUCCGUCACACUCGGCAUGGGAUAUUACACUUGCACUGUGUUUGUGCCAGAAAAAAUCCCAUUUGAGGAGCUUGGUCCGUUUGGCAGCUUCUGCAGAUACCUUGUGGUUAACCAUGCUGACAUUAUGUAUAAAGGGUGGUGGGCUGCCUGGGCUGUCCACCUUUUUGAGGCCUGUUUUGCACUGAAGGUGUGCAGUAACAAAGGUAUCGACAACGUGGCCUCUCGCUGCCUGUGGUUUGUCCAAACCUUUCUGUUUGGCUUCGCCUCCCUCGGCCUGCUCAUCAAGUACGACCCCAAGCGUCCCAAGCAGCACUGAUGUCAGUCUGGGAAGCCUAAAGAACAACACUGCAAGAGCUGAAUCCAGAAGAACAAUUGAUUCCUUGUGCCUCUUCUUCUUCCACUUUCUCUUUGAUAUGAAAUCCUGCUGAGGGGGCAAGUGGAGGAAGACACUUCAGCCUUUUCUUUUAUACUGUUCCUUUAACAUGAAAGUAUUGAGGUGAACACUACAUUUUUUUCUUACUUAGUUUAUAGUAUUUGCUGUGUUCCCAGGAGGGACAUGCAUCUCCAUUUCAUUCCAUUGAUUGUCUAUUAAUAAACCAUAGAAAGCACAGUUGUACCUUUUUUUUUGUUUUAUAAAUAAUAAUUUAACAUUUGUAUUGAUAAUAAUAUUAACAGAAAUAAUUUCAGCAUCAAAGUUACCUCGAUGAUUGUAUCUUGAUGCCCUUGGCUGAAUAUUUAGGGGAAUCUUCUGUGAAAUUGUUUUGUACCCUCAUCAUGAUGUUUACAUUCAGCCUGGGAGAUGGCUGCAGGGAUAUUUUCUGAGCUGCUGUGAUAAACAUAACGUCAAACUGGUUGGCUGCAGAUGGUACGCUGUCAUCAGCCUCACAAGUAUAGAGAGCGGCUGUAUGCAUUUUAAAUCUGCAUCUGCCUUUCUUAUACUGAAGUGCUUUGAGUUCAACUUUUUAAAAUACAGACUGGAAGAUUUUAGUUUGUUAACACUGCAAAAUAAAGAGUGACUUACAAACUGCA